Nanorana parkeri is the source of this 672-nucleotide messenger RNA. It is a transcript of the gene CAV2, whose product is annotated as caveolin 2. Gene Ontology annotation, biological process: negative regulation of endothelial cell proliferation; caveola assembly; positive regulation of MAPK cascade. The record is from RefSeq and is a predicted model, not a curated record. Gene Ontology annotation, molecular function: protein kinase binding; molecular adaptor activity. The coding region runs from base 126 to 611 and encodes 161 amino acids. Gene Ontology annotation, cellular component: perinuclear region of cytoplasm; Golgi apparatus; cytoplasmic vesicle. Lineage: Eukaryota; Metazoa; Chordata; Amphibia; Anura; Dicroglossidae. The transcript has 3 exons.
UAGAGCGAGGCGUGUCCUGUAUCCAGCGUCCAGAGUACAGUCUGCGCCGACACACCGGGGAGAAGGGGGACACCGUUUCAGGGGGGUGCACACAGAUCACCGCUCACACACAACUCCGACACACCAUGGGCUUAGAAAAGGAGAAAGCUGACGCUCGUAUAUUCAUGGAUGAGGAUGAGUUCAACCGCUCCAAUAUGCCGAUGCUGACAGAGAAGUCGUAUGAUACUAAUCACCUGGAUCGGGACCCCCACAAUCUGAACAGCCACCUCAAGCUAGGCUUUGAAGAUCUGAUCGCAGAGCCAGAGACCACUCACAGCUUUGAUAAGGUGUGGAUCUGCAGCACUGCACUAUAUGAAAUCAGUAAAUACCUUAUCUACAAGGUGCUCACCCUGCUCCUCGCCAUCCCACUGGCCUUUGUUAUUGGAGUGCUCUUCGCCAUCCUCAGCUGCCUGCACAUUUGGUUCGUUAUGCCAUUUGUGAGGACCUGUCUUAUGGUAUUACCAUCUGUGCAAGCAAUAUGGAAGGGUGUUACAGAUAGCCUCAUAGCCCCUUUAUUUGCAAGUAUGGGGCGGUGUUUUUCAUCUGUUAGCGUGCGAGUAGACAACAGUUAGGCUUUUCUGUACAGUUCAGAUGUCAUGAAUAUGCCAAAUGUCAAUUAAAUACUGCUUAGUA